AUGUCUGAACCAUUCAAACAUCUUCUCACGAAACAAACAGUCUGAACCAUUAAGUACUGAACCAUUCAAACAUCUGAACCAUUAAAAAGCUGAAACAAACCGCUCCUAUAUGUAACAUUGGGGUGGUUACUAAACGAGAAAUUAAAACUCAUGUCAAAGGUGAUAAAAGAGCCGUUUGCACUAAUAAAUGCCAGCUGGGCGCGGUUUCGUUUCCACCCACACACACGCGCUUACCACUCUGAGUACAGAGGUUCGUCGACAAUGUCUGAAGAUCGAGUAUAUCCUCUCGAUUCUCCGCCGUCAUCUGAAACCUCCGGCAGAUUCGACCAGCCGCCGCCGCUUCCAGCAAAGCCCACUCCGCCGCCCGGGACGUACAUCAUCCAGGUCCCCAAGGAGCAAGUAUUCCGCCACCCGCCGCCGGAGAAUGCCCGACAUUCGAACUCCCCCAGGCGCCGCCGCCGCCGCCGAUGCGUCCGCCUUCGCGUUGCACUCUGCCUCCUCGCGGCCCUUCUCGCCGCCCUCGCCCUCGCCGCCGGCGUUCUCUACCUCGUCUUCCGCCCCGAAUCGCCGAGCUACGCCGUGUCCGCCGUGGCAAUCAAGGGGCUGAACCUGACGUCGGCGUCCACGGUGUCGCCGGAGUUUGACGUCACCAUCCGGGCUGAAAACCGUAACGACAAGAUGGGGAUCUAUUACCGGCGAGGAAGCUCCGCGACGGUUUCCCACUCCGGCGUGGACAUCGGUAACGGGGAAUUGCCGGUGCUUUUCCAGCCGUCAAGAAACGUGACGGACUUCCGCGUGGAGCUGAAGGGAAGCGGGAUAAUGCUCGGGAGCGCCGUUAGAUCGUCACUCAUACGUCAGCAGAGGCAAGGGCAGGCGAGAUUUAAGGUGAAUGUGAGAGCUCCCGUCAAGAUAAAAAUCGGGGCCGUGAAAACGUGGGUAAUCACCGUUAAAGUUCACUGUGACGUCACAGUGAAUGCUUUGAACGAGAAACCCAAACUGCUGUCAAAGGACUGUAAUUCCAGUGUGAAACUCUUUUGGUAGAAUUUUGGUUUUCUUUUUGGAAAAUGCUAAGAAGUUUUAAAAAAAAUGGAGCUGGAGCAAAUCCAGCCACAUGGCAUGAAACCAUUGGUCUUUCCUUUUUAUUAUUUCUUCUCCGACUCUUUUGCACCAACACCCCGUGGUUUGGUAAAUGUACACCGUUACCCCCCAUAGUUUCGAAACAUAUGUCGUUGCCACUCAUGGUUCUGAUAUUGCUACGUCAAUACCCCCUAGACAAAAACAUGAUUCAAAUAUUAGGUGAAGAUGUGCAUUGAUGUAGCAAUAUAAGAACCAUGAGAGACAACGACGUAAGUUUUAAACCAUAGGAGGUAACUGUGCACAUUUACCAAAAAUGGUGGAAUAAAUUCUUUCUUCUCCACGGAGAGGAGCUCUUCCCCUGUCUUGGAAUCUGCGGAUAGGAACUUGUCCUUCUCCUCCUCCAUGUAAUGCAGCUUCUACUUCCGGACAACUCCUUCGUCUAUUUAUCCGGCUGCGGGUGCUCCAAAGACCUCUAGACUCUAGAGUCACCGGAGCUUACAUGUCUCAUGGACCAUGUACACCCUUUAUUUGUGUUGAAGAGGAUCCUGAGAACAGUGGCG
Cuscuta campestris is the source of this 1637-nucleotide messenger RNA. Lineage: Eukaryota; Viridiplantae; Streptophyta; Magnoliopsida; Solanales; Convolvulaceae. The record is from the annotation of a GenBank genome assembly.